Messenger RNA from Pleurotus ostreatus (oyster mushroom), 1389 nucleotides. RefSeq lists its product as uncharacterized. The coding region runs from base 1 to 1389 and encodes 462 amino acids. The transcript has 6 exons. The record is from RefSeq and is a predicted model, not a curated record. Lineage: Eukaryota; Fungi; Basidiomycota; Agaricomycetes; Agaricales; Pleurotaceae.
AUGUCCACGACUAGUCUACCAGGAUAUGGCACGGGCGCCUCAUCAUUGGUGAACGGGGCAACGCCCAUGUACUCUGCAGAGCCGGCCUCAUACGAAGAAAGGAUUGCUAUAGCUGGUGCACUAAGCCCUCGACCGGCAGGGAAGUUCGUGAAGCCGUCGAAGAGUGGGAACGUCAGCUUGCAGCUCGAUGAGCAAGAUAAGGAUGCGGCUCUGCCAUUGUAUGGGACAGCAAGUCUGGUCAAAGGGGAGGUGCAUCUUGUGAAACCAGAGGUGGUCACUAAUGUAGAGGUCAAGGUUGAGGGUAAGCUACGACUGAAAGAGGUCGCAGAAGGCGGUCAUACCUCGGCGAAGCUGUGUCUAGAUUCACAACAGUUGUGGUUCAAGUCCGAUGGAGGGGGGCAAUGCCCAACGACCCUACCUUUUAGUUUGACCUUACCCACUCAUUUCGAAUAUGAGGGCAAAACAUAUCCUUUACCUCCCACAUAUGAUGUCAAGCUCUCAGGGUUACCUGGCUUCACCGCUACAAUUGACUAUUCAAUAUCUGUCCUCGUCGACAAGCCACAUGUUGUGCCAAGUCUUGUACCGCUCGUCAAGUCUCAUAUCUUCGGCUCGACAAAUCACAGUAAUGUGGCUGUCUCCACAUCUUUCGUAUACCACCCUCGAUCCCGCCCCUCAAAAGCCCUUCCAGCCCCCAUGACGGUCACUCAGAAUGGCUUUAGCGAUACGCCGGGCUGGCGCUCGUUCCAUUCGACAAUCGAAUCCAAAUCACCGAAUCUUCAUGACAUAGAAGUUACUCUAUUUAUUCCAGCGUCGAGGGUGCUCUGUAUGACUCAGCCGAUACCGUUCCACGUAAAGCUUCGAUCGACGGCCGUUUCAUUGGCCAGCUUCCUCCCUUAUGGACCCAGUACUAGCACCACUAGCACUAAGCGGAUGACGAAGUGUCAUUUGGUGCGACAAACGACAGUGGACGUAAGAAAUGCCGAAGUCCUUGGCACGAAGACAAACAUAUGGCGCGUAGACACGGUGGGCACUGGGGCAUUCAAAAUGGCGGGGGACGGACCGAAUUGGAUUGCGUACUCUGGGGAAAUCGCUAUCGAUGAGAAUGUGCAAGUCGGUGGUUUUUCUGCAGCCGGUUUAACGGUUGUGGACUGUGUCAUUUUGUCGUGUACUCCUCCUGAGCCUCAGAAGGCGCCGUUUUCCGAGCUACGCUUAGUUGUGCCGAUUCGGCUGACCACUGAUCCAUACACUGCUGAUGGCACAGGAAUCGGUGCGCAAUAUCCAAAUAUCAAUGGCAACCCGACGAACGGCCAUCACAAUCUCGACGAUCUUGAUGAUGACUUGGAUGACAAGAAUGGUAUUCCCCCGGAAGAGUUCUAUCGAGCACUCUAG